CAUUGACCGAGUUAAAAUAUCACGACUUACGAGUAAGGUUUCGUGUAAUUGGAUUGUUGUAUUAAAAAUUGGUUUUAUGAAUUAAUUUCAUUACAAAGACACCAGCUCUAGUCUUCAAAAUGUGGCUCGAUCAAGCAGAUGGAUUUGAUGAGAUAUUUAAGGGAUAUUUGCCUUAUUAUUUACUAGUAAUGUUUCCGAUUUUAAUAAUAAUGUCUCCGGUAAAUCCUGUUGCGGCUUCUCAUGAAUUUUCCGUGUAUAGAAUGCAACAAUACGAUCUUCACACAGUGCCCCAUGGAUGUCGUAGUGCAAGUUUCAACCUGGAAGGCCGAUCCCUUACUUCAUGGAGCACUUCUCGUCAUUGUGUGGUUGCAAGAAUCGAAGACAUCACAAUUGAACAGUUUAUUGACAUCAGAAGUAAAGCUGGUGCUCUCUUGCUUGUGCUUCCUAAAAAUGAUACUGUUUUGACUGAUGAUGAGAGAGAGCACAUUUAUCUACUAGAAGCAGUUAUGGCUCAACAAGAGAUUAACUUGCCAGUCUACUUUGCCAAGUGGACUUCGGACUUUGAGUAUAUAAUCAAAGACCUACAACAUAGCUUUAUAACUGAUGAAAAAUCUGGAACUGCACUCGAAGCUAUGUUUAAUACUGUAUCGUCUAAUGGAUAUCAGAUAGUUGUGUCAACAUCAGCUGUACAGAAAUUAGACUCAAAGCCAACAACACUGCAUGGAAAGUUAGUUGGUCGAGCUCUCUCUUCACAAACUAUAGUGAUUGCCGCCCAUUAUGAUGCCUCAAGUGUUGUUCCAGAGUUAUCCUUUGGCGCUGAUUCCAACGCAUCGGGUGUCGUCGCACUACUGGAAUUAGCUCGGGUUUUUUCACGUCUAUACGGUAGUCCUGCAGUGCGCGGUGGUCCCUCUAUUCUCUUUGUGUUGGUGUCAACUGGACAUUCUCUCAAUUAUUUUACGACUAAGAAAUGGCUUGAAGAGCACUUGGACUCAGCUGAUCCGUCAUUGCUGCAGGAUGUUUCAUUUGUAAUGUGCCUCGACUCAAUAUCUUCCGGCCCACUAACAAUGCACGUGUCCAAACCGCCUAAACCCGGCACCGCGGCACAUUCGAUCAAGUCUCGUCUAUCAGCGCCCUUCGUUCACAAGAAGAUCAAUCUGGCGGACGAAUUACUCGCCUGGCAUCACGAACGAUUCAGUAUUAGACGGAUGACCGCGUUUACAUUAAGUUCUCUGCAGAGCCACAAGGAGACACGUAAGUCGUCCCUUCUAGACUCAUACCGAGAAACAUCUUUGGACACAUUAGUAGAAAAUAUACGGACUACGGCGCGUGCGCUGGCCUCUCACGUGUAUGACGUCACGAAUGAAACUAGUGGGGAGGACUCAGCCAUGUUUGAUGAGGCUUUGAACGUGGAUGAAGCUUCAGUGCGCAGUUGGUACAAGUAUUUAUCAUCACAGGCGCGUGCGCCACAUAUGCUUACUGCUAGUACUGGAGGUGUGAACGCUGCAUUGGAGAGAGCAAUGUCUCGUUACAUGGAGGUCACAAGUUCGAUUCACGUUGUAGAUAAAAGGGAACCCGAGUACACAUUGUACGGACCAACCAAAGCUGUAUUAUAUGUUUAUAGUGUAAAACCAGCCGUGUUCGAUCUCAUUCUCACUUUGGCGAUAAUCGCCUAUCUAUCUCUAGUCUAUUUUGCUAUACAAAUAUUUCCGCGUUUCUAUACCGAAUACGCAAAAAUUGUUACUGGUAAGGAGAAAGUGUACUAAGUCUUCAGGCCUCUUUAGUUCAGUAAUGGCACCACAAGCGCGCUUAAAGUAAAACGAGCAGUGUGAUUAAACAAUAGAAAACAUUUCAGUAUAAAAUUUGACAGUUAACAUUCAUAAAAACAAUGUCUUAUUACUCUUGUUUAACUAAAGUACUCGAGUCUUUUAACGGCGUAAAUAAAAUGUGUCAGAAAGAGACAAAAUACUACUUAAGUAUAACAUUCUGUAAACUCAGAUAUUUAAAUUAAUAAAACAUAAACUUAUAAGGUUUUAUUAUAAAUAGAAACAAUACUGUAUUCAUAUACGCGCGACCAAUUGAACUAAGGGGAUGUAUUUUUUUUAACACCAUAGACAAAUAAUAGAGUAAAUCUAUUUAUUUGCCACCAAUGAUAAUGGUGGCAAACAAGCCUUGUCCUGCUCAUACAAAUGAAUAUUACAUGCAUUGUCUCAUUUUUGCAAAUUUCUAUGAUUCUCUAUUGUUCGUCUUUGGUCUACUGUCAAUGCUAUCAACAAAGAUUUGUGAUUCAACCAAAAACGUUUUAAAACGAGUUCGAUAUUUAAACAUCAUUUGACUAAUACUAGAAAACACGAACUAAACAUAUAAAGACAUUGACUUGAAAUCCUCUUUAAUUUAUUAUAACCUAUCAAAGCCACUUAAACGGAUGUUGUAACUGAAUAAAUAUUAUUAUGAAAUAAGUAUUAUCAUACUUUUUACUUUAUUUAUUGGUUUUUGCCGUCUUAAAAUUAUUCAAAAUUUCCUAACACGAUUUUUUACAGCGUACAUAACCAUUUUUCUAUCAAAAAUGUUAGUUUUUAUAAAUUAAAUAAUAUUGUUUCAUAUUUUGGAUGGUGAUAACGUAAAAUAAGUAACAGAUAUAUUUAUAAAAUUUACAGUUAAAACCAUAAAUUUAUUCGAUUUCAAUAAUUUAAAAGUUAAUAAACCGCGCUGCAAUCCUAAGCGAAUAAAUAUUUUAUUAGUUUUUAAGUAAAACUAAUUUGGUCGCAAUGUGUUUUAUUUGCCGUCCUAAUGUUCCUUUGAUAUCAGUGAGAAUGGAUUAUAAUAAAUAUUAUUACCUAUAUAUAAAAAUAUCAGGGCCGUUUUAAAAUUGCAUUUAUUUUGCUUGUAUAAAUUAUAAAUAAAAUUGUUCAUAUUAUAGUUAUAAACCUCAAACAGCUUAAAUAAUUUAAAGAUAUAUCACCUCAACGCAGUUUAUACUAGAUUUUGAUACCUUGUAGGAAAUAUAGUUUUAUUAUGUUUUGUUCUAGUACAAUCUGUCUGUUGUUUGCCCUUGUGACAUAACUAUUUGAGGUUUAUAGUUUAUGGAUACGAACGAAAUAAUACGUUCUAUAUUUAAAAAUAUUUUAUUUAAAAAAGAAAAAUUUUACGCCGGGUUCUGUAUCUAACCGUAUCUAGCAGUCAUUGAAGCUAUGCAAAAGAUUAAGUAUAUGCGCCUUUGUAUACAAAAACUUAUAGCAAUAACGAAAUGUGUAUAAAAAAGCGGACGUAUAACAAAUUUGUAAAAUUAUUUUAAAAUUGGUUAUGGUAUUAAUAUUUUUAGAAUAAGUUAACAUAUUUGUACCAAGUGAAGGCUAGUCGCCACUUACCAGUUGAAUGCUUAUAAAGUACAUUAUUUACCGUUAUGUAAGUUAUUGCUCAGUUUUAUAAUACUUCAAUACAUUAUUGUUAUAUUAAGUCCAUCAUUAUUUGUAUUAAUCUACUUUGGCAUUACAAGUGGGUAUAUUGUAAAAUUUCAAUUAAAUUUCGUGUUACCAGCAUUUAUUGGUUUUGGAUGAUGUGAAUUGAACAAAAUGUCAUGUGUAAACGGUGUAGUGAUUAGGAAUAAAUAAACACUGUUUUUAAUAAA
Molecule: messenger RNA, 3625 nt
Organism: Pieris brassicae (large cabbage white)
Lineage: Eukaryota; Metazoa; Arthropoda; Insecta; Lepidoptera; Pieridae
Product: nicalin
Exons: 10
Coding region: 120-1763 (547 amino acids)
Biological process (GO): regulation of signal transduction
Cellular component (GO): endoplasmic reticulum membrane
Source: RefSeq, a predicted model, not a curated record